This is a messenger RNA of Aspergillus ruber CBS 135680, 2102 nucleotides long. RefSeq names its product glycoside hydrolase family 72 protein. Gene Ontology annotation, molecular function: 1,3-beta-glucanosyltransferase activity. The record is from RefSeq and is a predicted model, not a curated record. The transcript is spliced from 4 exons. Bases 234 to 1829 code for a protein of 531 amino acids. Gene Ontology annotation, biological process: fungal-type cell wall (1->3)-beta-D-glucan biosynthetic process. Gene Ontology annotation, cellular component: fungal-type cell wall; cytoplasm. NCBI's taxonomy places the organism in Eukaryota, Fungi, Ascomycota, Eurotiomycetes, Eurotiales, Aspergillaceae.
CCGGAGCUCCCUGCCUUCUGCCACCUCCUUCCUUCCUUCCCUCUGUCCACUCCUUCUUCAUCUUCUUCUUCUUCCUCCCCAGUCCCGUUCUUAAUUCAUCGGCAUCUUCUGGUGAGCCUUCCAUCAACUGUUCACUCUUCUGCUUAUAUCUCUUUUCUUUUCACUGAUCGUUCUACCGUGCUUCACUGCUUCAUAGCGUUGACCUCUACGAACCUAUUUGGUAGCUUGUCACUAUGAAGCUUUCACUCGCCCUCGCUGGGGGCUCCCUCUUGCUGGGACGUGCCCUGGCUGAUUUGCCCACCAUCGAAACCAAGGGCUCCAAAUUCUUCUAUUCCAACAACGGUACCGAGUUCUUCAUUCGCGGUGUUGCCUAUCAGCAGGACUACUCCACCAACAGCACUGGCGAAAACGACAAGUACAUCGACCCUCUCGCCGACUCUACUAGCUGCAAGCGUGACAUUCCGUACCUGAAAGAGCUCCGUACCAACGUCAUCCGGACCUACGCUAUCGAUCCCUCCAAGAACCACGACGAGUGCAUGAAUGCUUUGGCUGAUGCCGGUAUCUACCUCAUCACUGAUUUGUCAUCCCCGCACGAGUCUAUCAACCGCAAUGAGCCCAAGUGGGAUACAGAUCUGUUCUCGCGGUACGCCAAAGUCGUCGAUGCAUUGGCCAAGUACCCCAACGUCAUCGGCUUCUUUGCGGGGAACGAGGUCGCCAAUGCCAAGAACAACACCAACUCGAUUGCCUACGUCAAAGGUGCUGUCCGCGAUAUGAAGGCCUACAUCAAGGAGAAGGGCUAUCGUGAGUCGCUGGCUGUGGGAUACGCCACCGAUGAUGAUGCCUCGAUCCGUGCCGACUUGGCCGACUACUUGACCUGUGGUGACAAGGACACCUCCAUUGAUAUGUUCGGAUACAACAUUUAUGAGUGGUGUGGUGAGUCCUCCUUCGAGAAAUCCGGAUACAGUGAGCGGACCAAGGAGUUCAAAGACUACCCUGUCCCUGCCUUCUUCUCUGAAUAUGGUUGUAUCCACCCGCGUCCUCGAAAAUUCUCGGAUGUUCCCGUCCUCUUUGGCGAUAAGAUGAAUGGUGUGUGGAGCGGUGGGAUUGUCUACAUGUAUUUCCAGGAAACCAAUGACUACGGCCUGGUGUCGGUCGAUGGCGACAAGGUCAGCAAGAUGGAAGACUUUGACUAUCUCUCCUCCCAGAUGGCCAAGGUGAACCCGACCGGUAUCAAGAGUGCCGACUAUGAGCCUGAAAACACUGCUCGCGCAUGCCCUUCUGUUGACAAGGACUGGGAGGCUGCCAAGGAGUUGCCUCCGACCCCGAACUCGGACCUGUGCUCUUGCAUGGUCGACACUCUGUCCUGCGUUCUCAAGGACUCGGUUAACGAGGAGGACAUGGGUGAGCUCUUUGGCGUGGUUUGCGGCUCCGAUGGCGUGUGUGAUGGCAUCGCUUCCAACUCUACCACUGGUAUCUACGGCGCCUACAGUGUCUGCAGCGCCAAGCAGAAACUUUCCUUCGUCAUGGACCAGUACUACAAGAAGCAGAACAAGAAGUCCACCGCUUGUGACUUUUCCGGUGCCGCUCGUGUGCAAGAUUCCUCCAACCCCAAGGGCACUUGCUCUGCUCUGAUCAAGCAGGCCGGGGCUGACGGCACGGGUUCAGUCACCUCUAUCCCGACUGACGUCGCUGGUGAAAGCGCUAGUUCGACUUCGGAGGGUGCUGCCGGUGCUCUGGUAACUCCCACUGCUGUCAAUGUUGGCGCUUGGCAGUUUGGAGUCUACUUGGCUACAGCUAUCGUUGCGGGUGCCGGAAUGAUCCUUCUGUGAUGAAGACGUGUGUUAUGUGCGUUAGUCUUGCCAGGAGGCCUCUUCCUGUUAUCUGAGUGGAGUAUAUAUUAACAGAUUCGUUCGUUUAAGGGGGUCUACGUGGGAAUAAAGAGGACAGUCUUAAUACUUAUGAUGUUAUGUAGUGAUGGAUCAAUGGAUUAUUUCAAUCAUUCCUGCUGUAUAUGAUUAUUCAUGCGGCUUCGGCGACGUUGACCGAUGAGCUCCACCCGGGUAGACUAAGCUUCGGUGAUCUGCCCGGCAAGCCGAGCCCGC